Messenger RNA from Acanthopagrus latus (yellowfin seabream), 2839 nucleotides. RefSeq names its product cyclin Pas1/PHO80 domain containing 1 (gene cnppd1). Bases 186 to 1511 code for a protein of 441 amino acids. Gene Ontology annotation, molecular function: cyclin-dependent protein serine/threonine kinase regulator activity; protein kinase binding. Gene Ontology annotation, biological process: regulation of cyclin-dependent protein serine/threonine kinase activity. The record is from RefSeq and is a predicted model, not a curated record. The transcript has 8 exons. Gene Ontology annotation, cellular component: cyclin-dependent protein kinase holoenzyme complex; nucleus. Lineage: Eukaryota; Metazoa; Chordata; Actinopteri; Spariformes; Sparidae.
GCGCGCCCUCUCCCGGCCCCACCAUCUGUGCUGGUCUGGAGAGGAAAAAAACGAGGCAAACAGCUGACUGACAGUCGCCGUCAGGGCGUGUUGUUUAGCUGAGCUCUACUUAGCCAGGCGGGGCUGCCAGGCCAGACAGUCGCUCUUUCAACACACGGUUGACUUAUGUUGAAUCUAUAGAAAAUAUGGAUUUCGAUGCGUUAUUUAACGAGAAGACCUUUCGGUUUUCGGACUUCCAGGAGUUUACGUUUCUUCCUGCACACCAGAAGUUGACCGAACGAGUGAGAAAGCGACUGUACUAUGGCCUGGACAAAGACGUUUCUUUAGAUGCCCUCUCUUGCCCUGUUACAGAUAUUGCUGUCGAGAUCUUCCAGAAGUCUGCCCCGAGCCCGAUCCGAAAGCUUCAGAAGAAGUAUGCUGCUCACGUGUCCAGGGAGGCCUGCAUCUCUCCGUGUGCCAUGAUGCUGGCUCUAGUUUACAUAGAAAGGCUCCGACACAGAAACCCUGAAUACCUACAAAAGAUCUCCUCCUCUGACCUCUUCCUGAUCUCCAUGAUGGUUGCCAGCAAGUACCUGUAUGAUGAAGGAGAGGAAGAAGAGGUUUUCAACGAUGAGUGGGGAGCGGCCGGGAAGCUGGACGUCAAGACUGUCAAUAACCUGGAGAUGAACUUCUUGAAUGCCAUUGAGUGGAGCCUCUUCACGGAGCCAAAUGACUUAUUUGACAUACUAAGUCACCUGGAAACCAGCAUCGCAGAGCGGCAGGGGAUGAAGCGCGGCUGGUUCACCUACACUGACCUCUGUGUUCUACUUGAGCAAUCGGCAUGGAGUCAAGUUCUCACAGCCAUCUGCCAGCACUUUACUAAGGUAUCCUGUAUGCUCGGGCUCGUCUAUCUGACCAGUGUGGCUGGUCUCAUUGCCACCAGCGCUGUGCUGCACCAGCUCAGCCUCUCCAGAAGCGGCCAGUCCCUGCUCCCGCCUCAACCAGAGAUUAGCCCGGCCCGCAUCCAGACCUCCGACCUCAACUCUGCCUCCCCGUCUGAAGCCCAGCACGUCCCCUGUUGCCUUCUGGCCAAUGAGAGUCUGAACCGCCAGACCGGAGAACUUGAAAUGGACCACCAGCACACGCAAAGCCCUCCGUCGUCUUCCUCGCAGACGUCGCUGUUGUGUCUCUGGGGCUCCCUCCUCGCCUCGAUGGGUCACACGCAUCCUGAAACUCAUACCGACAUGGAAGCUCCCCAAACUUGGUCUCCCGCCUCCUUCCUCUGUCCUGGCUGCCUCGCAACCCUCCCUCCUCUUCAGUGUGGGCUUAGAAACACCUCAGCACUUGGCCGUCAAGGUCCUCUUGACAACCACCAGCGUCACGCACCGUGGCUGGCCUCCAGCCUCCUUGGAGGGGCCGAACCAAGUCUGAACUCUCGCCUGGGGGUGUUCCCCCCUGUACAGCUUGGACCCUGCCAUCCAAAGUCUAUAUUACCUGUCGACAAAGCCCAAGCUCUGCUCAUGCCAGGCUAGAGACUGCAGACCUCUCCCCUGCUGUCAGCCUGUAGCUCUGGACUCUUGAAGUUAAACCAGCGUUGAUUUCAUCACUCAUCAGCUGCUUUGUGUCCUGUUUUUUUAACUUAUCCACAUCUAGAAUACAGGCGCAAAGCCAAGAGUUACCAGGCACAUUUUGACAGGGUGAGAGUUUGAUCCACAGGGUGGAAAUUCACUUAUAGUCAUGCAGAAUACAUUUGCCAUAAUUGCAACGCCAUAGUGCACAGUUAAACGCCCUGCUUUGUUUUGGCUGCUGAGGGAAGAACUGAAGGGAUUAGGAAAACGAGAAAUGUGAUUUGUUUCUCUUUUUAUUUAAUUUUUUCUUUUGGCUGCAAACCAAAUUGUUUCGUUAACAUUAUCAGACCUGUGGUAGUUGAUGAAGGGCCUUCAUGUUGAGCGUGUUGAGUUAUUACAUUAAAGCCGGUUUGCUGCUCAGCAGGUUGAUGAAAGUGUGUGUGGAAGUUUCGCAACAUAUCUGAACGCCGAGAGUUUCACAGCAAGUUUUUCUUUACGAUGGGACGCUGAGAGGACUGAACUAAGUCGGUUGACUACGCCUGCUACAUUUUUGGCUUUAACACAUUUUGCUCACUGUUACCAUGUGUUUUUCUUUUCUGAACAAGGAGCUUUACAUCGGUCACACGCGAGCCGCAAGCACUGAUUCUGUACACCAGAUUUGUUACUGUUUCCUGUCCUUGUAAACCUGCAGAUAGCAUCUCCAUACCUCAGUGUAACUGUUAGCAACCACACAGAAAUGGAAAAAAAAGGAAACUCCUUUUUAAUAGCUCCUUCGUUUUCACAAUCUGCAUUCAUCGUUUUUGUUUUUAUGUGGGAUGUCACAUAAUCCUAAAGCCACUUCUGUAACAGGGUAACGUGUAGCCAAAUCUAAGAGAUUAAUCUGGAAGUUUCUCCAAGGGGAAGAAGGACUGUGUAAACAAAAGAUGUGUUCCUGGGGGCUCAUUCUGUUUUUUAAAGAUAACUUGUAACAUGUCAAAAGCUGCAGUGUUUUCUCUGUCUGGAAUUUGCACACCUGGCUCCACCUCCAUUUGCUACAGGACUUUUUCACUCCAUCAUUACUGCAUUAAGUCACCAGAGGAAAAUGUAAAGACCGGAUGACUUUGUACGUACACACGCUCCCAGGGACGUUUUGCUUUGUAAAUUGAACCUUUGACAAAUUGCUCUGAGCGUUUUGAAUUUGAUACACUUUGAAGCACGAAGUCCUUAAAUUUUUGUACAUGGUGUAAAAAAAGAAAAAAUGAAAAUGCAAAUCUGUAGAAAAAGGAGCAAAUAAAGAAUGCAUUUGUUUUGGA